CAUCGACAUCAGUCAAAACUUAUAAAAAUUUCCUUUUGACAGCAUUAUUAAUCACUUCCGCAUUGCAACGUUUUAUUAUAUCAUCUAUACUUGUUAAUAGAGAAAAAUGGAUUACUAUCAUCGAAAUUCAAACAGUCAACGUUAUUUCAACAGCUUUGACAAGUUUGAGCUGGAACUUCAAUUUCAAGAGCAACAAGAAGAAUUACGAAGAGAACUACAACAACGAUCAACACAGCAACUACUUGAACAAUCGUAUUACGAUAACUCCAAUAAUUAUAAGAACGCAGAUUUCGAUUACUAUAGGCGUACGUACGAAAAACCCCAACUGAUAACUAAUUUAAAUAACUUAAAUUAUCAAACUAGCAGCAACUAUAACACCAUUAAUCAUUCGAGUGCUAAAGAUAUUUUAUAUGAAUUAAAACAAUAUGAAAAUUUUGCAGCAAAUUCCACCAAUCAUUUAGUAUCAAAUCAUUAUGAUAAUCGACAUAAUGCGCAUAACGGAACGAAUUAUAGUCAAAAUAUUUUAAAUUAUAACAACAGUUAUUACAAAAUUAACAAUAUAAACAAUUAUAAUUAUAUAAAAUCAACUCAAUCGCCAACUGAAACAACAUAUCGUGAUCGUGAAGAAGAUAAGUGGAAUCGACCGCAAGAAAAGAAUACAUUAAAUGACAAAAUGGAACGUGAUAGUGAGAAUGUAGCUAUUGAAAGGAGUCAUUUGGUAAAAGAUCGAGAGGCAAAUGGACAUAAUGUAACAAUACACAAUUUUACAAAUAAUAACGUUACGAGCCAUACAACAGUUCAUGCGCCACAAUACUAUAACAAUGGAACUGAAUGCGAAGAAUGUUGUGAGGAACAAAACCAUCAACAAGAACAACAGCAAAACAAUUCAAAUCCAUUUAAUCGUUCCCAGCAUUUUACUCAGAUUGUAGCAGCUUUAGCAGUAUCCCUUGGUCCAUUAGCGGCCGGUCUUGGGAAAGGUUAUUCUAGUCCGGCAAUAGCAAGUCUUCAAGAGCUCCACAUCCGCAACCAACACACAAAUUAUUCAAGUUUUUCAGUAUCUGAUCAAGAAGCAAGUUGGGUGGCAUCGUUAUCACUGCUUGGUGCUUUAUUUGGUGGAAUGUUUGGCGGAAUGGCUAUGCAGCAUGGAAGAAAAAGAGUUCUUGCCAUUAUCUCUUUGCCAUUUUCUCUCUCGUGGAUUCUUACAGUGUUUGCUAAAUCCGUAGAAACUAUGUUCAUCACCGCAUUUAUUGGUGGAUUUUGCUGUGCGAUUGUUAAUUUAUGUACUCAGGUUUAUAUAAGUGAGAUAUCAUCACCCGAUAUUCGUGGAUUUUUAAGUGCCAUUCAGAAAGUUUCGGGACACUUGGGUAUGUUAAUAUCAUACAUGCUUGGUGCAAUCCUCGAUUGGCGUCAACUUGCCAUGCUUGUGUCGGUAGCACCGAUGAUGCUUUUUGUGACUGUGAUUUAUAUUCCCGAAACGCCGAGCUUCUUAAUGUUAAAAGGACGUGAUGAAGAUGCAUAUCGAUCCCUUCAAUGGCUACGAGGCCCACAUAAGAACGUUGAUGUUGAAUUGGAUACGAUACGUUCAAAUAUACGUACAUCGAGAUUAAAUAUUGACAAUAAUAUAAAUAGCAAUUUAUCAUCAACAAGUCAUAAUGGACUUCCAAUGAAAUAUUCUUUCAAAACAAUUGUAACAAAUGUAAAGUCAGUUCUCAGAAAUACUAGACUGAUUAGGCCGGUAAUGAUUACUUGUUCAUUGAUGAUAUUCCAAAGAUUCACUGGUGCCAAUUCUUUUGGCUUUUAUGCUGUGAGAAUUUUCCGACAAACAUUCACCGGAAUGAACCCGCAUGGUGGUGCAGUUGCUGUCGGUUUUGUUCAAUUACUUGCAUCAAUGCUGUCCGGAUUGUUAAUCGAUACCGUCGGACGUAUUCCAUUGCUCAUUAUUAGUAGUGUCUUCAUGUCACUUGCUUUAGCAAGUUUCGGCUCUUACGUACAUUAUGAUGAAAACAAUGUUACAGGAGGAAAUAACGACUGGAUUCCUCUUCUUUGUGUUCUAAUAUUCACAAUAGCAUUUUCUUUGGGAAUCUCACCAAUUUCAUGGCUUCUUAUUGGAGAACUCUUCCCACUCGAGUAUCGAGGUAUUGGUAGUUCAAUUGCUACAUCUUUCUCAUAUUUUUGCGCAUUUCUUGGCGUCAAAACUUUCGUGGAUUUCCAGGAACUUCUUGGAUUAGAUGGAGCAUUCUGGCUUUUUGCUUGCAUAUCAUGCGUUGGCUUAUGCUUUGUAAUAAUGGUUGUACCAGAAACAAAAGGAAAGGAUUUAGAUGAAAUGGACCCAAAAUAUAUGAGAACAAUAGUAAUAAAUCGAUGAGAUAUGGUCACACACGUAGAAUAUUUAGUUUAGUAUUUAGCUGAUAAUUUGAUCGCAAUUUAUUUCUCUCAUAGCUUUAGCGUACUUAAAAACGGCAAUGUGAAUAAGCAUGAAUAAUUAUAAAAGUUUUUUUCUUCUAUAACGUUAUUUUUGGUUCGUCAAUUUUUAAAUAUUGAGCCUGAAUAGAAAAUUGCAAUCGACUUGCAUUAUUCUUCACACGUGCUCAACAUGUUUUAACUCAUUGACGUGAUAAUAGCAGAUGAUAAUAAUGAAAUGAAAAUAAUAUGUUUAAUUCGUAUUACACUUUGACAAAUUAGAAAAUGAAAAUCUCUCAAAACAUUUCUUCUGCUCUUCUUUAUGAUAAGAAAUAUCUAAAUAAUUUUACUAAACGAAACAUCGUCAAUUUAAAUAGAAACGUUAGAAAUUGCCAUAAAGUUCAUGUACUGUAAAUAAUGUAGGGAUGUUCUCUUCCUAAGAAGUCUCCUAAUUUUCCAUACUUAUAAUUUUAUAAUUGCUAUAGAUCAAUAGCAAAAAAGGUUUUAGUAUUAUAAUCAAUUCUAACUUACCUCUUGAAAUCAAGACAAUAAUUCAGCAUGCAUAAAUAUUAUUAAGUUAUGCUUCAACAAAAAAGUCCAAAUAGUAUUCAUUUUUUUAAUCAAAAUUGUAAUUGCUCAUUGAAGUGUUCUUUUUUAAUCCAGACAUUUUUAUUUUUAAAAACAAAUAAUCUUUAAAGUGAU
Messenger RNA from Chironomus riparius, 3102 nucleotides. NCBI's taxonomy places the organism in Eukaryota, Metazoa, Arthropoda, Insecta, Diptera, Chironomidae. The record is from the annotation of a GenBank genome assembly.